This is a messenger RNA of Phaeoacremonium minimum UCRPA7, 1650 nucleotides long. RefSeq lists its product as hypothetical. The record is from RefSeq and is a predicted model, not a curated record. Bases 1 to 1650 code for a protein of 549 amino acids. Lineage: Eukaryota; Fungi; Ascomycota; Sordariomycetes; Togniniales; Togniniaceae. The transcript has a single exon. Gene Ontology annotation, biological process: eisosome assembly.
AUGUACACAUCAAAUCCACCGGUCAAGCCCGAAGUGGACGAAAAGAACAGGCAAGACGUUCUUCAUGCAAGCGCAGUCGCCAUGGCGAAGAGAAUGUACAGCCAGCAGCAAAAAGUGAUCGAGCAGACACGACUGGCACAUGGAGAUGACUCAAAUGACGAACCUCAACCUAUGAUCUUUAACAACCUACAGGAGGCGGCUUAUCGGCAAGCGCAGGAACGACUGGCGAAACUCCAUGAGGAACACCAGAAGAACCGGGACAUUCACGAUUAUUACGGUACUUCUACGGCAAAUCAGAGAAAGUUUUCAGUUCGUGGCAAGCUCCGAAGACGCUCAUCUAGUGACACAGAGGUCAUGGAGGACACAAAACGCUCCCAGCAGAUCAGACAGCAGAUGUCAAUGUUCUCAAACAAUCUUACCAAGGUUGACGAGCAGAAGCGGCAGAAGGAUCGCGAGGCAGUGCUCGCCGCAGCCCAGCGCAAUGUCAAAGCCAGGCUCCAGGGCAUGGACGACAAGCUAUUUCAGGAGACCGGCCGUGUAGCCCCCUCUUUGCUGAGCGAGUGGGAGCUUAAGGCACAUGCCGCUGCACAGGCGCGUAGCGACGCCCGUAAAGAUGAGAAUUACGGCAAGGUUGACAUUGGCGGUGGCAAGUUCAUGGACCAGCAGGCCGUGGAUGAGAUCGCUGCCAAGCGCGUACAACCAGUCCUAGAUGAAAUCAACGAGAAAGCCGAAAUCGAGAGGGAGAGACAGGCGGCCCUGAAAUUAGAACAAGAAAAAAGGCAGGAGGAGAUUGACACGCAAAAAGCUCGCGACAAGGAGAUUAAGGAUAUUCAUCGCAAGCUGAAAGGUAUGCCCUGCAUCGUGUACAAAUCAUUUGCUCGUGAGUCUAACUUUGUGACAGAACAAGAAAAGGCUGAAGAGAAAGCCCGAAAAGAGGAGCUGAAGCAGGAAGAGAAGAAUAGGAAGGAGGAGGAGAAAGCCGCAAAAGCAGAGCAGAAGCGCAUUGCCAAGGAGGAAAAGCACAAGUCCAAGGAUAAGGACGUUGAUACUGCCCCAGUCGCUACGGAUGCAGCUGUUGAGAGUCCGUCCGAGCCCUCGCCGGUCGUCGAGAAGGCUGCGGUCUUGGUGCCGCGCCCCGUUACUCCUCAACAGCGAACGAAUACAAAGGACUCAGACGAUAAGUCUUCCGACCUGCCUGAAGAGGCUGCCGCGUCUCCCUCGCAUAAGGUGAGGAACUGGCUGAAGUCGCGUUUCAGUCGACCACGAGCCAAGUCCUCAUCGGUUGACGAGAGCGCCAACAAGCAGGGCUUCAUUGGCGGUGCCGCCUUGACAGGCCUCCACGCCGAUGGCACGGGUAGUAUGACCAGCCUGGAGCAGCGCAGCGCGAGCAUGCGGGAGGUUGCUAUGGCCGGGAAACAGCCAGCCGAGCGGACAUCAUAUUUCGCAAAAGACGAGCCGGGUGAGAGCAGCAAGACUGCCGAGGAGAGGGGCAGAGACGCCGAGGUCAGCAGUCUGAGCAGCGACGAUGAGACUUUCGAUGACGCGAACGACACCUUCUCACCUCCGAAGGCCAUCAAGGACCCGGCCACAUCGCGGAGGAGCAGCGGAAGCCCGUCUAGGGACUCGCGAUUUCGAGAGAUCAUUGAGUAG